Durusdinium trenchii is the source of this 1359-nucleotide messenger RNA. NCBI's taxonomy places the organism in Eukaryota, Dinophyceae, Suessiales, Symbiodiniaceae. The record is from the annotation of a GenBank genome assembly.
AUGGCUGAGAGGUAUGCCAUCUCCAAGGAGCUGGCAAUCGAGGGAGCCGCUGUGCCAGAACUUGUGAAACUGAAGCAAGAUAGAGACAAAAAGUUGGCCGAGGAGAAGAAGAACGCCCUUGCAGAGAAGCAAAAGGCAAGAGAGGAGGAGCGUGCCAAGCUCAAGGAGCGUACCGCUGCCUAUGAGAAGGAGUACGCAGAAGGUGCUGCAGAGCUGGUGAAGCUGAGAAGAGAAGCGAAGGUGAACGGAAACUUCUUUGUGGAACCUGAGGCAAAGCUCAUCUUCGUGGUGCGCAUUGCAGGUAUCAUGAAGAUGAGCCCCAAGCCAAGGAAGGUUCUGCAGCUGCUGCGGCUAAAGCAGCUCCACAAUGGCGUGUUUCUCAAGGUCAACAAGCCAAUCUUGAACAUGCUGAAGCUUGUGCAGCCUUAUGUCACCUAUGGCUAUCCCUCCUUGAAGACAGUGAGGGAGUUGAUCUACAAGCGUGGCUUUGGCAAGGUCAGCAAGCAGCGAAUUCCGCUGUCGUCCAACGAUAUCAUCUCCGACGCUCUCGGAAAGCACGGAAUCCACGGCAUGGAAGAUAUCAUCCAUGAGAUCUACACCGUUGGGCCCAACUUCAAGCAGGACACGGUCGUUGAAGGGGCUGCUGUGCCCGAGCUUGUCAAGCUGAAGCAGGAAAGAGACGCGAAGCUGGCCGAGGAGAAGAAGAAAGCUCUGGAAGAGAAGCAGAAGACCAGAGAGGAAGAGCGAGCAAAGCUCAAGGAGCGUACAGCUGCCUAUGAGAAGGAGUAUGCUGACACAGCCGCAGAGCUUGUGAAGCUCCGGCGAGAAGCCAAGCUGAAUGGGAACUUCUUCGUGGAGCCUGAGGCAAAACUGAUCUUCGUGGUGCGCAUCGCGGGUAUCAUGAAGAUGAGCCCCAAGCCCAGGAAGGUGCUGCAACUUCUGCGGCUGAAGCAGCUGCACAAUGGAGUCUUUCUGAAGGUCAACAAGCCGAUCUUGAACAUGCUGAAACUUGUGCAGCCUUAUGUCACCUAUGGCUAUCCCUCCUUGAAGACAGUGAGGGAGUUGAUCUACAAGCGUGGCUUUGGCAAGGUGAGCAAGCAGCGCAUUCCACUGUCCUCCAACGACAUCAUCUCUGAGAACUUGGGCAAGCACGGCAUUCAUGGAAUGGAGGAUAUCAUCCAUGAAAUCUAUACCGUUGGCCCCAGCUUCAAGCAGGUCUCCAACUUCUUGUGGCCAUUCAAGCUCUCCUCCCCCAAGGGUGGCUUCAUCAACAAGCGUCAUGGCUUCUGUGAAGCUCGUGGGGGUGACUGGGGCAACCGCGAGGACCUGAUCAACGACCUCUUGAGACGGAUGAACUGA